Molecule: messenger RNA, 1956 nt
Organism: Lodderomyces parapsilosis
Lineage: Eukaryota; Fungi; Ascomycota; Pichiomycetes; Serinales; Debaryomycetaceae
Exons: 1
Coding region: 1-1956 (651 amino acids)
Biological process (GO): transmembrane transport
Molecular function (GO): transmembrane transporter activity
Source: RefSeq, a predicted model, not a curated record
AUGUCUGAUAUUAAAAAGAGCUCGUUGGAGAUAAAUCAACGUAACUUGAUAGCUUCUUCUACAAACAGCACUGAAAAUUCAUACAAUGAACCAGCAGUUUACUACCCAAACGACAACGGGUUCAACAACAAUAGUCAUGAAAAGAAAUCGCGAUCAGAAAGUAUCGCCUCACUAUCAAAAAAGUCGAUAGAUCAAGUACGGAAAAGUUUACAAGGAGACCAAUCAUAUAACGACACUGAUUUAAACGACAAGCAGUACUCAGUACACCAAAUCUAUGGUGAUUUAAAUAGUGAGGAGAUUGAACUUCAACGAAUAGCCACAAGGAGAAGUAUCUUGGGUGAGAUUGAACACAAGAUAGCUGAUGAAGUUAACAAUGAAGAAUUGAAUGAAAAAGAGUUGGAUGAUGGAGUGAUUGAAGACCAAGUACUACCUGUUACUCAACACGGUGAGGAUUUCAUCAAAAUUGACCCUGAAUUGAUUACUUGGAAUGGGACUGAAGAUCCAGAGGAUCCAAGAAAUUGGUCAGCUUCGUUGAAAAUUUUCCUUUUGGGCUUUGUUUCCCUAUAUGCUUUAGUUGCACCAAUGUCAUCAAGUAUAUUAUCACCAGCAAUGAGUGAAAUCAGUGUUGCAUUUGGCAUCACAUCUGAAGUUGUUCAAGCCAUGGUUGUAUCAAUUCAAAUCUUGGCAUGGGCAUUUGGACCAUUGAUUAUUGCCCCAUUGUCAGAAUACGACAAUAUUGGCAGGAAAUUAGUUUUGGAUGUAUCGUGUUGGAUGUCAUUGUUUUUCAACUUGGGUUGUGCAUUUUCACAAAAUACAGCACAAAUGAUGGUGUGUCGGUUCAUUGGUGGAUUAUUUGGUUGUGUGCCUAUGAAUGUAUGUGCUGGGGUCAUAUCUGACUUGUUUGACGCCAACCUGAGAAACGCUGCCUUGGCUGGUUAUUCUUUGGUCCCGUUAUUGGGACCAGUUAUUGCCCCAUUGAUUGCUGGGUUCAUCGUUGAUCAUAUGCAAUGGAGAUGGUGCUUUUAUGUUUUGUGCAUGUUCAAUGGGGCUGUUGCCGUUGCUGCCACUUUGUUCUUCAAAGAGACCUAUGCACCAACAUUGUUGAAACGUAAAGCACAAAGAUUGAGGAAAAAUACUGGCAACACUAGUCUACACACAAUUUAUGAAAUCACAAAUGCCAGUGAAUCAACAUUUGGCAGAUUGUGGUUGUGUAUUGUUCGUCCUGUGAAUUUACUUUUAACCCAUCCAAUGGUUAUUGGAUUGGGUUCAUUUAUGGCAUUCACUUACGGGUUCAUGUACCUUUUAAUUGUGACAUUCCCACAAAUUUUCGAAAAGCAGUAUGGGUUUAGCAAAAGCAUUACUGGAUUGAUGUAUCUCCCCAUGGGUUGUGGGUUCAUUUUAGGAGUGGUAUUUUGGACGUUUAUGGUUGGUAGAGUGUACAAAAAAUUGACGAUUGCCAAUGGUGGAGUAGCCAAACCGGAAUUCAGAUUGCCUUGCUUAAUUGCUUGUGCUGUGUUCAUACCAGUUGGGCUAAUCUGGUUUGGCUGGUCAGCACAGAAGGAAUUGCAUUGGAUUAUGCCUGGUAUCGGUUCGGCAAUUUUUGCAUUUGGAUUGGUUUGUGUUUUCCAGACUAUUCAAAACUAUUUGAUUGAUAUGAAUGUUCGAUUUGCUGCUAGUUCGGUUGCUGCCGCUGCAUUGUUUCGUAGUUUGUUUGGAUACACAUUCCCGUUAUUUGCUAGGAAAAUGUACAGUGCUUUGGGGUAUGGUUGGGCAAACACAAUGUGUGCUUUCAUUGGAAUCUUGUUGGGAGUUCCAUUUCCAAUAUUCUGCUACUUGUACGGUGAAAAGUUGAGAGAGUCGUACAAUAGGAAGUUUGAGAUUAAACAACAAAGGAGGGAUCAAAAGAAUUUGGAGAGAUUGAAGAGAAAGAAUGGUGAUGAUGGUUGUAUGGUGUAA